AUGACUCGGGCAUCAACUCUUGAUUUUUGGCGGAAGACACAGGAUCAGAACAACUGGACUGGGCCAUUGCACCCAGUAAAUGUCAUCAGAAAUAAAUUCCCUACCUACAAGAAUGGUACGAAUGGGAUAGUCAUCAAAUUUGCUGAUGAGCCAGAAACGCCAUCAUUUAAGGAGUCUGUUGACAAAGAGACAGCAGAUCUGCUUGAUCAGCGUCAGCGUAUUACAGUCCGCGAGCUCGCAAUGAAAUUUGAUAAGGGCCUCCGUAAUGCCACAUUAUUAUCUAACGAGGUUAAGUGUAAACAAGUGGCUUUAUUGGAGCGAGACAUCCUUCAGAAGAAUCUAAAGAGUGUAUUGGAGUCACUGAGAGGUCAAGUAGCUGGCAACUAUAAUGAUGAAAUUGAGGAAUCAGUAUCUAUGGUGGAUAUUUUACCAGUUCAGCUGUCCAAAAGAGAAAAUGAGCUGCUUCAGCAGAAAACUGAUGUCACGAGAAUAGCGACUUCACUGAAACUGGAUGCUGAAGAUGCUAAGAAAAUUGUUGACGAAGAACGAACUAAUGCACGCAUGGAGAUUGAAAAUGCUAGAGCUGUUGUACAAAGAGUUCAAAAAGUACUUAAAGAGAAAGAGAACAGUUCACAAAGAAUUGGCAAGCAGUUUUCAUAG
This is a messenger RNA of Triticum turgidum subsp. durum (durum wheat), 660 nucleotides long. The record is from the annotation of a GenBank genome assembly. NCBI's taxonomy places the organism in Eukaryota, Viridiplantae, Streptophyta, Magnoliopsida, Poales, Poaceae.